Molecule: messenger RNA, 787 nt
Organism: Panicum virgatum (switchgrass)
Lineage: Eukaryota; Viridiplantae; Streptophyta; Magnoliopsida; Poales; Poaceae
Product: ganglioside-induced differentiation-associated protein 2-like
Exons: 2
Coding region: 158-562 (134 amino acids)
Source: RefSeq, a predicted model, not a curated record
ACCGCCCCGCGCCCAGCCGCCCAUCCCCAGAGCGACGGCCCGGUGGCCAGACCCCGCCGCGCCGCCAACCUCCAUUCACGAGCCCCGCCCGCGCCGAGCCGCGCGCACCGCCGGAACGCUCCCGGCCAUCGGGGACCGCGAGUUCGUGGUGGUGUACAUGCACUCCCGCGUGGAUCGCGGCGGCAACUUCCCCGGCGUAGAAGCGAUCCGCGGCGCCUACGAGUCGCUGCCGGCCGCCGCCAAGGACAGGCUGCGCGCCGUCUACUUCGUGCACCCGGCGCUCCAGUCCAGGCUCUUCCUCGCCACCUUCGGCCGCUUCCUCUUCAGCUCCGGGCUGUACGAGAAGCUGAGGUACAUGAGCAGGCUCGAGUACGUGUGGGCGCACAUGGACAAGGGGCAGCUGGAGGUGCCGGACUGCGUGCGCGAGCACGACGAGGAGCUGGAGCGCCGCCCGCUCAUGGACUACGGCAUCGACGCCACGGAGAGCCGCUGCGUGUACGAGUACGACGCCGCGUCCAUGGACACCUCGGCGUCCCUGCACUCGCUCCGCUGCGUCUCCUAGCCGCUUCUGAACAAUAUGGCUAUCUUGCCUCAAUGUUCCUGUAGGUCGUAGUACCGUAGUAUUAGCUUACCUUUCAGUACCCUAGCUUAGAUGUGUAAGUAAAUUAGGGAAAAGGAUAAAAGAGAUCCCAAAUGUUUUUUGGGCUCAUGAGAUGGCUUGACCGCAAGUGUGCAAGAGCCAAGAGUAACAUGGCAAAGCAGAUCAAAGAUCCCCAUCAUAAAACCA